Eucalyptus grandis is the source of this 1294-nucleotide messenger RNA. Its product is annotated as pathogenesis-related thaumatin-like protein 3.5. NCBI's taxonomy places the organism in Eukaryota, Viridiplantae, Streptophyta, Magnoliopsida, Myrtales, Myrtaceae. Gene Ontology annotation, cellular component: extracellular region. Gene Ontology annotation, biological process: defense response. The record is from RefSeq and is a predicted model, not a curated record. The transcript is spliced from 2 exons. Bases 189 to 935 code for a protein of 248 amino acids.
AAGAGCCGAUUAAAUAGGAAGGACGAUCACGAAAAGAUAGAGACCAAAUCUGUGCAGGGAUCGUCCCCGCAUAUAAAUACACACAACCCCCUCUUCACCUCCCACGACCUCCUUCAACAACCGCUCUAAUCUCCCUCUCGCUCUCGCUCUCUCCUGUUUUGCUUCCUUAAUCUGCAAAGCAUUCAUCAAUGGCGGUCCUUGCCUCCAAGUCUCAGCUGCUCCUCCUUUGCCUCCUUUCAAUAGGCAAUGUUCUCGCAUCGGCGACGGUCAUCACUCUCCAGAACCAAUGCGGCUACACCGUGUGGCCCGGCACUCUCUCCGGCAACGGCCCCACCCUCGGCGGCGGCGGCUUCUCCCUGCCCCCGGGCGGCUCCGUCCAGCUCCAGGCCCCCGCGGGCUGGUCCGGCCGCUUCUGGGGCCGCACUGGCUGCAGCUUCGACGGGUCCGGCGCCGGGACCUGCGUCACCGGGGACUGCCCCGGCGGGCUCAAAUGCACCGGCGGGGGAGCCCCGCCGGCGACCCUGGUGGAGUUCACCGUCGCCGCACCGAACGCCGGGGGCAUGGACUUCUACGACGUGAGCCUGGUGGACGGGUACAACGUGGGGAUGGCGGUGCGGGCGACCGGCGGUACCGGCAACUGCCAGUACGCGGGCUGCCUGUUGGACGUCAACGCCAACUGCCCGGCCGAGCUGCGGGUCGUCGACGGGUCGGGUAGGGUGGUGGCGUGCAAGAGCGCGUGCGAGCAGUUCAAGACGCCGGAGUACUGCUGCACCGGCGACCAUGGGACGCCGCAGACGUGCGGGCCGUCGUCGUACUCGAAGAUUUUCAAGAGCGCGUGCCCGACGGCAUACAGCUACGCGUACGACGACGCCACGAGCACGUGCACGUGCACCGGGGCGGACUACUUGAUCACCUUUUGCUCGGCCCAGUCCUAAAUGCCUAGAUGCGACUGCGAGCAUCAAUAUUAUUAUUUUAUUUUUUAUUAUUACUUCCAAGUGGUUUAGAUUCAGAGAUAUUCAGCUGAUCUUGCUGGUACGUAGGUUUUGAGAUUUAUUUUAUCAUUUGUUGAAAAAUUUAGUCCUGAUUAUCACGUCCUACAUUAUCGCACUCAAAAUCAUAAAUCCUAAUUACAGAAUGCAAUUAAAUCCUUCUUUUCAAAAUUUGCGCUAUAUAACCCAUGCGGGUAAUUUAAAGAAAAUCGAUGGGAACGUCACAAGGAAACCAAAUAUUUUAUUUAAAUUGCUUUGCUUCAUCCAACAAAAAGUUUAGGGGUUCACCUGUUUACCGUGAAUUU